AAGAGGCAGUCGCGCCGGCAGCCUCUAGGCCUCUGAUUGGCUGCGGCCUUUGACGAUGGUAUAAAAGCUGUAUAUGCGCGUGCGGCCGCGGUAUGAAAGGUCCGAGUCCUGUUACACAUGUAUAGAAGAAGACGAACUAAGCGGAACGAAUGACAGAGGGUUUGCAGAAAAACAGGAAGGACAAAGUUGGAAAACACACGGGCGAAGAAGAAAAAGAAUCAGUUUUCAUUCAUGUCGGAGUCUGAGCCGCCAUUUCUGGAAUUUCAAAUGGAUCUCAACGAUAAGGACGUUCCUGAAGAGGUUUUACCUGUGGUGAUCAUUGGUAACGGUCCUUCAGGGAUAUGUUUAUCGUACCUGUUGUCAGGGUACACCCCCUAUCCGUCACCUGAGGCAUCACACCCUAAUCCAUUGCUGCACAGGAAGCUAGCAGAAAAGCCGCAGCUGUCAUUGCUGGAGCAGGAUCUGGACUAUCUGUGCGAGGGUCUAGAAGGCAGAUCGUCCAACCCUGUAGCUGUGCUCUUUGAUUCUCUGCUGCUCCCUGACAGUGAUUUUGGCCUGGACCAUAGCUCUCCUCUGGAGUGGAGAUAUGAGCCAGAGAGGUCCAUCCCACACCUGGUCCUGGGGAAGGGUCCCCCUGGAGGAGCCUGGCAUGCCAUGGAGGGGUCCAUGCUCACCCUUAGUCUGGCCAACUGGAUGGAGCUGCCUGGACUCAAACUGAAGGAGUGGAUGAGAGACAAACGCAGAAAUGUGCGAAACGACCGCGCCACACCUGCAGAGAUCGCCUCGUAUUACCAACACUACGUGACCCAAAUGUCCCUGCAGCAGAACUUUGCCUGUGGGACUAUUGUCACCUCUGUUACCAGGCAUCACAACACCCAGGAUGGCGGUCUGCCCUACUGGAAAGUGACGGGAUUGCAGCACAGAGAUGGAGAAGAGCUGGGAGAUGGCUGCUCUGUUUUGGAGCAGGUGCCGUUUUCAGUCAUGGCCCACAAUGUGGUGUUGGCAACUGGAACCCAUGACAUUCCAGCGAGACUGGGUGUGGACGGUGAGUCCUUGCCCUACGUUUGCCACUCAUUCUGGGAGCUGGAGAUGGCCAUCUCCAGGGGCGAGCUGCACCAAUCUUCAGAUCCAGUGUUGGUGGUGGGGGCAGGAUUGACGGCCGCCGAUGCAGUGCUGGCUGCUCACCAUCUCACCACGCCGGUCUAUCACGUCUUCAGACGUUCUGUCACUGACUCGGGCCUCAUCUUCAACCAGCUGCCCAAGCUGCUUUAUCCAGAGUACCACAAGGUUCACCAGAUGAUGACUCAGCAGCAGCACCAACCACCUCCACCACCAUCGCAGCUCCCAGACCAGAACCUAAAUCAUCAUUCCACCAACUCUGUUCCAUCCACACCCUACUCUGGUUACCUGAGCUUCCCGUGUCACAGGGUAGUGUCCUUUAGACCAGAUAAGAAAUGUGUUCUGGAGUCAGACUCGGGCCAAAGGACCGUGGUCCAGGUCUCCAAGGCUCUGGUUCUCAUUGGUUCCCACCCCAACCUUUCAUUUCUGGAAGACAAUGGCCGCCAGCUGGGCACUGACCCCGAUGAGCCCAUCUCCUGUCGACGGAACCCGAUUGAUGUGGACCCCUUUACAAACCGGGUGGUUUCGACAGACGCGCCGGGCAUGUAUGCCAUGGGGCCCUUGGUGGGUGAGAACUUCGUGAGGUUUCUGAAGGGAGGAGCCCUGGCUAUAGCUAGUGACCUGAGCAGAUGUCAAAGAAUGGGGUUCAGAGGCUCGUCCUCAAACAGAUGUGCGGAGGUCACGCUACAAGGGAUGAUCAGCCCCAUGGGCUUGCAAUGUUCCCCUCUCUAUUCUGACAGUAAACAGACAGGAAAUGAACUCUAGAACUGCGCUGUCACUGACGGUGGUGUCCUCUACUGUCAACCUAAGGCAACCUCUAGUUCAUCAACUUUGAACACAGAUAAUUGGGUCAGAGUGAGAGCUUCAACACAGGAUGAGGUUCAUGGAUAUCUGUGGCAUUUGGUGGACAACCUUGACAGGGCUGGGUGUGGGUAAAACAUUUUUUUGGUACUGAUACCAUAGAGCACUUCUCUCAGAUGCAUUCUUUUAUGGUCUGGGUUGGAACUAAUCCAUCACAGCAGAACAUUCUAUCAAGUAUAGACCCACUGAACCAUGCAGAAAAAGACCGUCACAGUGGUGUCCACAGAAGAUUGAAACUCAACAAAGUUCUCUUUCAGAUCCAGCUUCACCUUUGCCUCCCCACCCCCAGGGAUAAGGAAGCCACAGUGUUAGUUAAAUAAAAACAAUUACCUAAUAUUACAAUAACAUUGAAAACUUUACAAUGCAAACUACAUAAACUUCCUUGUGUAUUUAUGAAAAGUGAGGUUCCCCCUGGUGACGAACAGGCAAAAUAGCUAUUAGCGGUUAACAAACACUUUUUUUUUCCAG
Messenger RNA from Cynoglossus semilaevis (tongue sole), 2448 nucleotides. RefSeq names its product oxidative stress induced growth inhibitor 1 (gene osgn1). The transcript has 8 exons. Gene Ontology annotation, molecular function: growth factor activity. The coding region runs from base 232 to 1884 and encodes 550 amino acids. The record is from RefSeq and is a predicted model, not a curated record. NCBI's taxonomy places the organism in Eukaryota, Metazoa, Chordata, Actinopteri, Pleuronectiformes, Cynoglossidae. Gene Ontology annotation, biological process: negative regulation of cell growth.